AGUUGUGUGAGACCUGAAGAGUUGUAAUUGUAAGCAAAGGAUAAAUAACUGGAUUUUCAGCAUCAAGCCGAUGUGAUGGGACCAAGCAAGCCAACCAUGUCUGAUGCUACAUUUGCAUUCACUACUCAGCUGUACAGGAAUGAAGCAAAGGCUUUACAAACACAGCUCCAGUUUAAUAGAAAUGUCCCUGCAGUUCCAGAGAACUUGGCUCUCAGAUUCUCUAACCCCCGUCCAAUUAUAAUAGAAAAACUGAAGGCAUCCAAUGAUCAGAGAAAUCUAGCUGGAAGUGAGGACCCCAGCAUAAGAAGCUCUGUCAUGUUUUCAGUGAUAUCUGAAGAGAGACUAAAAUUGGCUAUUCAGCUAGCCAAAAGGGACAUAAAACGAAGACAUCUUGAAGAGCAAGUGAAACAGCAAGUGUUUGGAGAUGCUGUCAAUAAACCAUUGUUAGCCCAGAAGUCACAACAGCAGAAGACUGAAGUAUUUGAAAGUCCAGAACAUAAAAAUGCAGUGAAGUCUCAAACUCACUUGAAAUAUCAGCAGAAACUUGGUCAGCCUUCCAAAGUGGAGACUACCAUCUCUGGUGCUAAAGUUUAUCUCUACACACCAAAUGAGAGAAAGCUAAUACCAGCUGUUUUGGACUCUCCACCCACCCAUGACACAGGACCGGACCCCAAGCCAAAUGUAAACAAAAAAGAAGAUAAAAAUAUGCAGGAAGUCCGACGGCUGCAAAAGGAAUUGAGGAGCUACAUCCACAAAAUUGAAGAACUGACUAAAAAAGGGAGAGAGAGAGAAAUUUUAGAUCCUGAUAAAGAGCAACAAGUUUGCACUAGGAGACAGAAACAAGCUGCACGGUCAGCUCGGAUGCUGUAUGUGCUCCAGCAACAGGUAAAAGAAAUUCAGGAUGAUUUAGAGAAACUGAGUCCUCAUAAAAUCAAACAUACUAAAAAGUCUCGAGCAGUAUCCAGAUUGGCAGCAGCGCACAGAGGAGCUGUACGAGCCUUGCAGGCAUUUGCCAAUCAGUUUACAGAUCAAACAGAGCAGCAGAUUCCUACCCACUACAAGGAACUGGGCAGUCUCAUUCGACAACUGUCCCUCUGUUCUGCCAAACUAGAAGUGGAUUCUUCCAUUUCUGAUGUUAUCAUAGAUAUUUUGCUGCAAGUUGAGGAUCUGGAUUCACUGCUGGAAAAGAAACAAACACCCAAAAAAGUGAAGAAAUGUAUUUCAGCAUCUCAGGGCAAAUCUCCAAGGAACACAGAGACAUUUCCAGCCAGAAAGCAGCUUACAUCUCCAAAAGGAGAAAACAAAUCUCUCAUCUUAAAGGGACAGCACAGACAAGAACCUAGAAAACCUCCAGCUGCCAGGAGUCUCUUGACUGCAGUUCAGAAGGCAAACAGUUGUGCUCAUACAUUGCACAAUAAAUUCCAAGAAAGUGACCCACGUACUCCAGAGAGAAAUGCCACUUUGCAAGGAAGCAUAGACGCAUUGGUGAGAGCUAGAGCUGUAAAAAAAGAUCCCAUCCUUGAAAGUGGCCCUUUGAAGAAGAAAGGUGUGUUAUUGCCUGCAAAAUCACAGGGAAUGCCGAAAUCUCUAAAAUCAAGACAGGUACAGCCUCAAGAAAAGCAUGCACGAUUUCAGGAGACAACUAUAGCUUUCCAGCUAAAAGAGAACAAACGACUUGUUAAGGAGAGCAGAAUACCCUGCGUGCCUCCAAACCCUACAUCUCCACCUGUUUCACCUAAGCGCUUACCAUGGCUUGAAGCAGAAACUUCAAGAAGAGUGAAGGUUCUAACUGACCUUAGCAGAGGAGAAAUGAAAAAAAUACAAAAGUUAAGGUCACAAAGUGCUUCUCCAACCCAGUGUGCAGACAAAGUUGAGAAGGCAGUACGGGAGCGCUUAGAACCUCUAUUAGAUAGGACACAGCAGGUUGCAGCAAAUGCAGCUAUUCUGAGUGAAAAGCUAUUGGAUGAUCUUUUGGAAGAUACUGCUCAGGAACUGUGGAGUAUGGAGCAGCGUGAGAGACUCCAGACUGAGGCUCUGCUUAUGGCUGAUACUCAUAGUCUGGAGUCAAUGUUGCAAAGAAUGGAAGAAAUUGAAAGAUACCAGGAGGCUGUACGCAGGAGAUUCACCCAAAUUGUGUACAGUGAUUCGGAGUUCUGGGUCCAGGAAGACAAAAUGGAACAACAAAUUGCAUCGAUAGCUAAAAGACCUACAUCUCCUCAUCCAAUUCAGAUAACCAAAUCAAUCGGACACACAGAGCCAGAAAUGGACAUUUUAUUUGAAAAACUUUUUGAUGGCUAUGAUACUGAUGAAAACAAAGAAUCAGAGGAGAACUUGCGGACUGGAAAUGACAUUCUGCAGCCCUUGACUCGGAAUUCGCUACAGAAAGAGUGCUAUGUGUCUCUCUCUGUGCCAAAGCAUAUGCUCCAGAGCAUCUUGGAUUAUAACAGCAGAUACAAGCAUCACUUAAAGCUUAUUUCCCAUGAGGCGAUAGGCAGUUUCAAUCCAUGGCGGAUUGCUGAGAGUCUUGCAGAGCAACUAACAGACGAAGCCCUAUGUGAUGUGGCAGCAGAGCUGCAGGAUGUUUGUGAGGAUUACGCAGAAGCUGUGUUCACGUCAGAGUUUUUGCAGCCAGCGCAGUAAAUGCUUUCAAAUCUGCCCCAUUAUCAAAUGCAACGUGAGCCUCAGUCUAACAGUCUUAUCAGAUGAUCUCAUUUUUCAUGUUUUUUUAAAAGUGUGAGAGUGUGUUCACCAAAUGAAUUAAGUCCAUCAAGGAUUCAUCUCAGGUUUUUAUAAAACCAUUAUCAUAAUAUUUUCAGACUUUAUUACACUAUAUUUAUCAGGACUUAUUUUUAGGCGGUGUUUCAAUAGAAUGAAGUAAACUGU
This is a messenger RNA of Aptenodytes forsteri (emperor penguin), 2883 nucleotides long. Its product is annotated as KIAA0753 ortholog. Gene Ontology annotation, cellular component: centriolar satellite. Bases 76 to 2640 code for a protein of 854 amino acids. Gene Ontology annotation, biological process: protein localization to centrosome; centriole replication. NCBI's taxonomy places the organism in Eukaryota, Metazoa, Chordata, Aves, Sphenisciformes, Spheniscidae. The record is from RefSeq and is a predicted model, not a curated record. The transcript has 17 exons.